AUGCAGGAUGCACGCAUGCGACCCCGCCGGAGGAGUGUCCAUUUCCCCGUCGAAGAGCCCGUCUGGGAUGAUAAGGGCUCCGAGUACGGUGGUGACGACUAUGCGGCUCCGAUCCCAGACGUUGGAGGCCGCCGAAGGGAGCAGUCGCCGACUCCGCGACGCUAUGCCGCGGAUACGAGGGCCUCACCUGCACCGCAGUCUCCCGGAGCGACUCCGGGUUCAAUCGGCCGGAAGUCUCGCGUCUCCGAGUUCGAGUACCUGUUGAGCCAGGGCAAUUGGAAGAACCUCGCUCUCGUUGUCGGCACCGACAUGGCGCAGUCCCUCCGCCAGCUGCUGAGCCAGAUCCAGCGCCCGAAGCAGCAGAUCCACUUCAUGAAGGACCAUCUAGUGGAGGGCGAGCGACCCAACUCGCGCGAGCAGACCCUGAACCAGGUGCUGGCCAUCAUGCUGGAGCGCCAGUCCACGACCGAGGGUAUAAUCAUGACGCUGUGUGACGUGCUCGCUGGUGUCUUCGCCAAAGUGGCCGAGCUGAGUGAGGAUUACCGGGCUCACAGCCAAAGCCGCAGUCGUAGCCGGAGCGUGGCCAGUCGCGGUGGACGCCGGAGUGCCACAGUGAGCCAGCCGCCCAGUCGCGCUCGCUCCCCGGCGACAGGUUACUACGCAUCUGUUGAGGAGGAUAAUGUGCCGGUUGUGGCUGGGUCGUCGGGCGAUGGCAUUGAUGCCUUCCUGGAUCAAUUCGUGGACAGGCGUUGA
This is a messenger RNA of Trematosphaeria pertusa, 753 nucleotides long. RefSeq lists its product as uncharacterized. The record is from RefSeq and is a predicted model, not a curated record. The transcript is spliced from 2 exons. The coding region runs from base 1 to 753 and encodes 250 amino acids. Lineage: Eukaryota; Fungi; Ascomycota; Dothideomycetes; Pleosporales; Trematosphaeriaceae.